Rotaria sp. Silwood1 is the source of this 921-nucleotide messenger RNA. The record is from the annotation of a GenBank genome assembly. Lineage: Eukaryota; Metazoa; Rotifera; Eurotatoria; Philodinida; Philodinidae.
AUGUCGAAUAAAAUUCUUGAACAACAACGUUUUAAUUAUGAACUUCUAUUUACAUUGGAAGGCUUCAAAAAUACAUCUUGGUUUUUAUCAUGUUAUCAAUUUCUUAUUUAUGGUGUUCUUUCAUUUAUUCAAAUUGGUUUUGCUGGAUUAAGUCAACGAAGAGCAAGUUAUCGAUCUUAUCUAAUUCUUCCCAUACUCACUGUAGCUGCAAUGGGUUUAUCAACUCAUUCAGUUGGUUAUUUGAAUUAUCCUACGCAACUUAUGUUUAAAUGUUGCAAAUUAAUACCGGUACUUAUUGGUGGCAUUGUUAUUCAAAAAAAAAAAUUUAAUCGUUAUGAUGUUGCUGCUACUUUUUGUAUGUCGAUUGGAUUAAUAUUUUUUACUUUAGCUGAUUCAAAAGUUCGACCAAAUUUUAAUGCAUACGGUGUAAUUGUUGUUUGUUUGGCUCUUGUUGCUGAUGCAAUUAUUGGUAAUUAUCAAGAAAAAAUUAUGAAAAUAUAUCAUGUAUCAAAUGUCGAAAUAGUAUUUUAUAGUUUUAUGUUUGGUUUUCUCAUCAUUUUGUUUGGCUUGUUAGUAACAAAUAAUUUCUUUUCAAGUAUCGCUUUUUGGAAUAAGCAUCCUCUUCGAACGUAUGGUUAUGGUUUACUGUUUUCCAUCUUUGGUUAUUUGGGUAUCGAUAUCGUUUUAAGUAUGAUUAAAGAAUAUGGUGCAUUAGUCUGUGUUACUGUGACAACAUGUCGAAAAGCUAUAACAAUUGUAUUAUCAUUUACACUUUUUUCAAAACCAUUUGUUUUCGAUUAUGUUUGGUCCGGUUUAAUUGUUGUUCUUGGUAUCUAUCUCAACGUUUAUAGUCGAAAUCAAGCAGCAUUUAAUGCUAAAAUAGCAUCGUAUACUAAUAGACUAUUAAGUUUAUUUCGAUAG